This is a messenger RNA of Ochlerotatus camptorhynchus, 1109 nucleotides long. RefSeq lists its product as uncharacterized. NCBI's taxonomy places the organism in Eukaryota, Metazoa, Arthropoda, Insecta, Diptera, Culicidae. The record is from RefSeq and is a predicted model, not a curated record.
UCGCUUCUCAAUGCAAAACAAAUCAGUACUAGGUAUAGCUUACAAACUAUAUCAGCAUUAAGGAUCAGAAUGAAAUAUUGCUGAUUUCCCUGAAUAAGUUCAGUGCCAUGUUCAGCUAACAGCAAGUUAUGUUCAGCAACCACGAGCAACUAAAACGCCGCACACCGAAGGACGGAAUCGAUCGACGGGAAUUUAUAACCCUACUUGUGGAUGAAUAUUACGAAACUCCUAGUUUAGCAGCACAGCAGCAGGUGACGGCCAACCUAGCAAACUUUGCGUACGAUCCAAUCAACUGGGGCUAUCUCCGGCAGGCCAAAGCCCACGAUCUGUUCAUCGAGAUACUGAACAACUCUGUAGAUCCGGCGUUGCUGAUCCACGCCGCAGCGGGAGUGUGCAACUUUUGCUUGGAUGAACAAAUCGGCGAAUAUCUUCGACGUGGUGGCACUGUGAAGCAACUAAGAACGUUAAUAGAGAAGUACCCAAACAGUGGAGAGCUGCUAGGGCAUCUUCUGACGACAUUGAUAUAUUUGGACAAGCAACCAAUAGACCAGGCCUUUCGAAGGCUGAUGCUCAGUUUGCAGCGAGGCACCAAUAAGAUUGUGGCAAACUUGGCAACGGUUUACCUGGAAGAUAAUGGUGCUGCUUCAAAUAAAAAGGUUCCUGAGAGUAGCUUUUCUACCGGUCAAGUGCUCACCUUGAGUCGGGUGUUUUGCCAAGCAGAUUUGGUGAAAUUUGCUGAAUUCACUGGUGAUCGGAAUCCGAUUCAUCAGUUGAAUCAGCAAAGUUUCGUGAACGGUGCCUUGCUGAAUGCGACUACGGCUGGAAUUAUAGGCAGUAACUUUCCGGGCUAUGUCGUAACUUCACAGGAGUUUAGAUUUCCCAACCGGUGCCGCUUGGACGAGGAGGUUUUGUUUCGGGUGAAGGUCGAAGAAAUGAGAAAAAUUGUAGGAAUUUCGUAUGAAUGUACUCAAGGAGAGCAGACGGUUUUUGUGGGGACGGCAAAGUUGUUUGCUGUUAGGUCGUAGCAAUGUUUUAAAUAAACAGCGACAUCUUGUGAUGGUGCAAUGACUAAAUACAAGUGUAUUUUGUUCAACUCCAGUCCGAUGACC